AUGGCUUCGGAGGAGAUCAAGCACCAGGGCGAUGAGCCCUGGUUUCUCAAGUCUCACUUCCCUGUCCUCGUCCCCUCCCACCCGGCUCUCCUCCUGGCGCGAGAGGAGUUCGAUGACUUCGUCUGCAAGGAUGUCGCAGCCCCGGAACGCUCUGAUGAGAACGAGAAAGAAGAUGACACUGAUCUGACGGUGGUCAACACCCCUCCCUCAACUACCGCAGAGGUUCGCAAGGCCCUCGGCGAUGUCACCCUCAACACUCUCGACCACGACAUCGAGAUGUCCACAGAUGGCGACGACACGAAGAAGCAGACCGAGCCACAGCACCCUUUCAUCAAGGGCCUCGUCUCUGCCAAGGCUGAUGUGCAGGCCCCAAUGCUAGACACGGAGAACAAGAUGUUGACUGAGAAUGCCGACGUCGCCUUCCGCUCCACUCUCGAUCCCCUCCUCGACCUCUUCUCAGAGCUGGAGGACGUCAUCGCCCCCAACCUGCUCCGCGAGAGGCUCGAUGCCGCAUGGGCAUGCGACGAGCUGGCCACGCUCAAAAUCAUCUUCAACGCGCGAUCCAUCCAUCUCGGCAAGAGCUCCAAGUCGGUCUUCUACCGCGCCGCUGGCUGGCUGUACAAGAACCACCCCGCCACUCUAGUCGCCAACCUCCGUUGGCUCAGCCGCCCCGUCAUCGAGAAGAAGGUCGAGCAGAAGAAGGAGGGUACUGAAGAGGAGGCGGUCAUGGUCGAGGCCGCAGAGCUGGAUGAGAACGACCCCCGACACUACGACGUCCGAAAUGGCGUCGCUCAUGGUUACUGGAAGGACCUGCUCAAUAUUCUGGCACUCGCCGUCAAUGACGUUUUCAACGAGACCAACGACUACCAGAAUAUCCUCAACUGCGAUCAGCGUAUGGAUAAGGCCAUCUCGGGCCUCGACAAGGACUUGGGCAAGGUCCGGAGGCGCGAGAUCCGCACGAAGCGCCACGAGGCUGCGACACAUCACUUCGAGAACAUAGCUGCCUACCGCGCUCUCCACCUGGCAGUGGCGCGACUCUUUGCCGAGCAGCUUCAGCGGGACCUGGCUGCAAUGCGCGGUGAUGACGCGCAGGCCAAGAAGAACAUCUCCCUCUGCGCGAAGUGGGCUCCCUCGGCCGAGCGGUUCCACGACAAGCACACCUUCGUCGUCUCGUCCAUCGCCGAGAUCAUGCACCCGGCAUCCAGCUUCGAUACCGCCGACCGCGACACCUACCUGCGAUAUGCGCGCGAGGCAUACCGCAAGGACGUCUCGAAGCUCCGCGAGCACCUCGACAUCGUCGAGCGCAAGAUCACGGCCAACAAGCUCGAUGAGAUCAAGUACGACCGCAUCCCCUCCGUGGCCAUGCACAACUACUCUCCUGUCUUCGCUAAGAAGGACACGGAGCGCUUCGAAAAGUACAUCGAGAACGUCGCUAGCGGCAAGGUCAACAUCUCGGGCGCCACCCUCCUGCCCUCCAAGCUCGUCUCCCUCGUGCGCAACCCGCAUCGUCAGGCUGGUGGUCCUCGAAAGGGAGGCAAGGGCUCUACUGAAAACAAGCUACUCGCUGGGAAGAUGCUGGAGCUGCAACUCAAGGUCGCCGACGCGCAGUGGAACGCCCUGGUGCAGCGCAUCAAGGACUCGGGCACCCUCGAGAACUGCAUCGCCGUGUGCGACGUCUCGGGCUCCAUGGGCGCGCCCGUCUUCCGCGACGGCACGUGCCCCAUGGACUCGGCCAUCGGACUGUCCCUGCUCAUGGCCGAGGUCACAGGCGCCCCCUUUGGCGGCCACUUCAUCACCUUCUCGGCCGACCCGGAGGUCCAGAGCGUCGACCUCGAGGCCAGCCUCUCUGAGAAGGUGACGGAGAUCAUGCGCGCCCCCUGGGGCAUGAACACGGACUUUGUCGCCGUCUUUGAGGACCUCAUCCUGCCCAUGGCCCAGCGGAACAAGCUCCGGCAGGACGAGAUGGUCAAGCGCGUGUUUGUGUUUAGCGACAUGCAGUUCGAUGAGGCGUCGAUGCGGAAGCGAAACGGCCGCGGCGGCGACAGGUGGUCCACCUCGUACGAGCGGAUUGAGAGUGCGUUCAAGGACGCUGGCUACGAGAUGCCCGAGAUGGUGUUUUGGAACCUCGCUGGCGGCCGGGCGGGCGGCGGCGGCGGCGGCGGAGGAGAUCCCACGGCGCCCAAGCCCGUGACGAUGGAGCAGCCCGGCACGGCGAUGGUGAGCGGCUACUCGCAGGCCAUGCUCAAGGUAUUCUUGGACAACGGAUCCUUUGAGGACGCGGAGGAGGAUGAGGACGAGGCGGUGGUUGUCGAGGAGGGUGAGGACGGCGACGAGGAGGCCGUGGUCCAGGUGCGCAAGAAGGCCAGGCUGGAUCCGGUGAGCAUCAUGAAGAAGGCGAUCGGACACAAGGCGUAUGCCAUGCUCAAGGUUGUUGACUGA
Molecule: messenger RNA, 2439 nt
Organism: Thyridium curvatum
Lineage: Eukaryota; Fungi; Ascomycota; Sordariomycetes; Thyridiales; Thyridiaceae
Exons: 1
Coding region: 1-2439 (812 amino acids)
Source: RefSeq, a predicted model, not a curated record